Alternaria burnsii is the source of this 1416-nucleotide messenger RNA. Its product is annotated as six-hairpin glycosidase. Bases 1 to 1416 code for a protein of 471 amino acids. Gene Ontology annotation, molecular function: chondroitin hydrolase activity. The record is from RefSeq and is a predicted model, not a curated record. Lineage: Eukaryota; Fungi; Ascomycota; Dothideomycetes; Pleosporales; Pleosporaceae. Gene Ontology annotation, biological process: polysaccharide catabolic process. The transcript has 4 exons.
AUGGGAGGCGCUGUACAGGAAAUUAAGAUGCCAUCAAAGGUCGCAACCAUUAAAGAUGUCGACCUCAGCCAAAUAUACUCUGAGAGUGUAUUGGCUAAGAUCGUGCAAGUCGCACAACGAGGUUUGAAACAAGAGGCACCCUUACAAUCGUAUCCCCAUACCGUACCUCAAGUAGGCCCCGACGCAGGACGGUACGAAGAGCGGGAAGCAGACUUCUGGACAUGUGGAUUCUUUCCAGGUUGCAUAUACGCGCUUCUCGAACGCUCGAUACGAUACCCGCAAGCCAUUGAUGUCCCACAGCAUAUCCAAUCACAAGUACGAGACCAGCUGUUGAAGCUAGGACAACACUAUCGCGUUGCUAUCAAUCAGAUGUCGAGUCGGACAGACACCCAUGAUAUGGGCUUUAUUGUCCAACCCGCAUUGCAGAAAGACUGGGAGUUGACUGGCAACAAGGAAAGUCUGCAGUCUGUUGUCAACGCGGCAUAUGCGCUCGCAUCGCGAUACGAUGAUCGCGUGAAGGCGAUCAGAAGUUGGGAUGUUGCGAUCAAUGAUCGUUACUCCAUCACAGACAUGUCAACAAACUUCCUCGUCAUUAUAGAUAGCAUGUGCAAUCUCGACCUCCUGUACUUCGUUGGCCACAUCAAGAAUGACCAAUCGCUAAUCAACAUUGCAACCCAGCACGCCGACUCGAUCAUACAUGAGAUUCUCCGCCCAGACUUCUCUUCGUACCACCUCGUAAACUUCGAUCCACGUAACGGCCAACCACAAGCCAAGAUGACCAAUCAAGGCUGGAAAGACGAUUCGACAUGGAGUCGAGGCCAGGCCUGGGCGAUCAUGGGAUUCGCGCAGACGUACUCAUGGACGAAAGACGUGAAAUAUCUCGGAACAGCGAUCAAAUGCGCACAGUACUUUCUGGGGAGGUUAGAAGAAGGCGAAGGCAAGUGGCACCACCCCAUGGUCCCGUGCUGGGAUUUCGAUGCGCCACAAGAUAACCCAACAGAGCCGUUACGCGACGCAUCCGCAGGCGUCAUAACAGCCAAUGGCCUUCUCAUCAUUCACCAAUCACUCCAAUCCCUCUCAUCCACCGCUGCAUCUCAACUGUCCGCCAACAGUGACACAAACUUCCUCGAUAUCGCACUCCAUAUCGUUUCGCAGACCCUACACAUGUCUUACGACUCCGAUCUAGCGUCCUUUGAAGCAUCCGUCAAGGCUAUGGUGAAUGGGAAUGGCGUUAACGGUGGCGCGACAGCAUCGGAGCUGAAAAUUAAAGAGACAGGUUUCGAGUGUAUACUGAGGAACAGUACAACGAACUGGAAUGAGCAUGCGCACAAGAAAUACGCGGAUCAUGGGUUGGUAUAUGCAGAUUACUAUCUUUUGGAGUUCGGAAACAAGCUACUGAGGGCAGGGUUGCUUUGA